This is a messenger RNA of Scylla paramamosain (green mud crab), 7292 nucleotides long. RefSeq names its product type-1 angiotensin II receptor-associated protein-like. The coding region runs from base 255 to 779 and encodes 174 amino acids. Gene Ontology annotation, cellular component: plasma membrane. The transcript has 7 exons. The record is from RefSeq and is a predicted model, not a curated record. Lineage: Eukaryota; Metazoa; Arthropoda; Malacostraca; Decapoda; Portunidae. Gene Ontology annotation, biological process: angiotensin-activated signaling pathway.
CACUAUCACAGGUCGUCUCAAGGAAGCCCAGCAGACUCCUCGCAGGCUGUCUGGCUGGUUACUGCCGCUGUUCCCGGGGAUUGCCAGCUGGAGAGAGUGUGACUGUCUACAGAUAUUAGUUAAAUAGACAGACCAGCGGGAGUGAGGAGAGCAGUGAGAGGAGCGGUGGCAGUGACAUCUGAGUGGCGGCGGUGGUAGUGGUGUAAGCGAGCUAAACAAAGUGUUGGCGUCGCUGAUCAAUACGAGGCCGAGUCAUGGAGGUGAACAUGCCCCCGUCUGCCCUCACACUCAAGGGAAUAUUCUUGGCCCACCUCGUUCUCAUAGUCUGGAGUCAGUACAGCACCUGCUUCACAGGCGGUGCCACGGUGUACAAUGGUGCAUUUCUCUUCCUGGUACUGUGGAGCAUCCUGCACCGGGACAGUGAGGAGGCGCCCCUCAUGGCUCUCUUGCUGAAUUUGCUAUCCAUAUUUUUGGACAUCCUCACCAUGGUCCUGCAUUGGCCACACAUCACCACAAGUCUGAUGCGCUUUGGUCUGGUGAUGGCAAUACUAAACCUGGUCCUACGACCCAUCACCAGUCUCAUGCUGCAGCGUAUUCUGCAGGAACGCUCAGGAUCCUACGGAACAUAUGGGCCAUCAGGACUUGACAGGAUCUUUGGAGGUACGCGGCGAAGUCCAUACGAAGACAUUGACCAUCCAUCACAGAACAAUGCUGGGCCAGGUCUGGAGCAGGAGCACCGGCCACCCUCCCCUCCCAGUGAGAGUCUUUUCACCACCUAGAGAGGCAGAAGCGAGGGCACCAUGACUACAGGUCAGGGCAAAAAUUUAGCUUCACAUGGUCAAAUAGAAGCAAGUAUCAGCAGUAAGAUAAGUGUGUUGACCAACUUUCUCAGACUGCAGUGCAAGGUCUGAGGGGAAAAAUUUGGUGUCCUAUGUUACUAACUCUUGAGUCUCUUUUUACUUCCUUUUCUUUUCUUUUUUUUUUGUGUGUGUGUGUGUGUGUGUGUGUGUGUGUGUGUGUGUGUGUGUGUGUGUGUGUGUGUGUGUGUGUGAGAAAUUAUGAAGUUAUAGCAUUCACAGCUUUGGCUUAAAUUUUUUUCUUUAUUGUUUGAGAUGAGGAAGGUGUGGAACAAUUGGUCAUUCUUGUUUAUUUAGCUUUGUGUUUACCAAGGCAGUGGCUGAGUUGUUAUGUAUGUAUUGCUGCAAUUCAGAUCAAAGAUAGUUUGACGUCAAAAUUUGCAUGGCUAAGCCUAUUUGUAUUAUAUCUCCAUUAUAUCAAGAAUGUUCUAUUAAGGGUGCCCAUGAUAGAUGGAGUUAUAAAGUGAUGCAUUAUUAUAAAAACACAAAGUGUGAGAGUGAAGGCUUCAGUAACCCUCCACUGUCUACAUUUCUUAUAUUUAAAAAAAAAUGCUGGCAACCUUUUGAAAACUUUGCCUCAAUAAUGUUGAAUUUUGGGGAUGCUUUAGUGUUACUGCAAAUGUUUUAUUUCACCAUGUAUAUCCAAAGGAUACUUGUGACUAGGUGAGAGGCAAUAUUGACUUCACCAAUGUUGUGACUAGGUGAGAGGCAAUAUUGACUUCACCAAUGUUGAGAGUCUGGUGUUAGAAGAUAACAGAAUUAAAAAUAUUGUAUUGAUGAAAAUUUUAAUUUAUGUGGGUAAAAAUAACUUCAUUGUAGCUUUGUCUAUAUAGGUACUGAAAAAGAUAAUGAGGAAAAUAUGAAAAGGAAAGUUCAGUGUACUACUUAAAGAGAGUCUCCAGAUCUUUCUUACUAUAUUGUUCAUCCACUCUUUGUACAGCAUAAUGCUAUGAUAUUUUAUCAGAGAAGUUUCUUUUGUUAUAAAGUAACAAGCACAGAUAACAGUAUAAUGCAAGGUUUGUCUGCACUGAAGUCUUAGGUUAGAAUAUAAAGUGUACAGAAUAAGAUUGACAAGUGUUCAGUGAAAUCUUUAAACUUAGUCUUGUAGAAAUUUGGCUAUUUUUCUGCAUUCACUGAGUACCACAAGAUCAUCCUGUGCAGCCAUUAACCCCCAUCUUGAUUACAACUGCACUGGGAAUGUUGGGGUUGCUAGCAUGAACUUCUGCUGCCACUACUUAAAAGUAAACUCUCAUCUCUGUCACCAUGGGAGGAACUGAUCAUCCAGGCAUUCAAGAAAUAAAUCUACAGACCAGUCAUGCAAGCCUCCAGAGAAAAAGUUCACGGGCCAUAUAGACUUAAGAUGUAAAAAAGGGUAAUGGUUAAAAAUUAAGAAGUGCAGCUUAAAAGGCAUUGUGGUACUUCAAGGGCAUUCUUUGUUUGGUUUUGAGUUGUGCCUAUCCUUCACAAUGAGCACAUGACUGGAGAAAAUGUAGAUUUGCACUUGUCGAGCAAAAUGUUUAUUUAACAUUCCUUUUGUUUGGCUUAUGCCAGUUGAGGCUUGGACGUGUGUUUUAACAUAUAUGUAGUUGUGAUGUGCAGGGAAAGUGUAAUAUUUGUACUGUGUGUGUGUGUGUGUGUGUGUGUGUGUGUGUGUGUGUGUGUGUGUGUGUGUGUGUGUGUGUGUCAUGAUAUUGCUAGAAAGCAUUAGAUAUUGAGGAGAUGCAGCUAUGGAAUGGAUGCUUUGGGUAUGUAAUGUAGUGUGGAACUAGGAUAGAGUGCCACAAGAUUUUAAGAGCCAUCAUUUUGUUGUUUCAUAAAAGAAAAUGAAGCAAGAAUGACCAAGACAGGUACAUAUAGUAAGAGGAGCUUGCUCAAUGUGUCCAGUAAAGUUCAUUAGAAUAUUUUGAACAAGAGGUUAAAGAAAACAAAAAUAAAUGUAGGUGUGGAACACUAGACACUUUCAAUAACAAAGAAUGUGUGGAUAAGAUUUUUGCAAUGAAAGCUGUUGUUCAAAAGUAUAUAGAGAAAGAAAGCUGCUAUUCCUCUUAAGUGUGUGAUGGGACUGACAGACACUGCAGGAUCACAUUAUUGGAUUUAUGCAGUGGUUCUCAACCAGGGGAUGUGUGAGCACAGGAUGGGAGGGAAAAAAUAAUGGAAAACUACAGACUCACUGGCUAUUAGUACAAAGGAGCUGCAGCUGUUAUGCCCUUCCUCUAUCUAUCUAUCUAUCUGACUAUCUAUUUGUCUAUGGUGGCAUAGUUGGGGAGGGGCUUGAGUGGGUGGCACAGGGAGGAGGGGGGCCCCCAGCUGCAUUGAACCAGCUUUGGGAGUGGCCCAACUUGCAAAAGGUUGAGAACUCCUGCAUUUAUGGAGCAAGUUUGAGGGAAUUAAGAGCACUACCAUAUCGUUUCAUAUUAACAGGCAACGAGAGAAAAUUUUAGGAUUCAUGUAAAGUGAGACAGCUAUGUGACAUCACCAUUGUUGUUCAGUAGGGGGAUGGAUGGGAGAUGAAAGCAAGAGUAGGAGAUAUGGGUGGUAAACUGAGGCUAAGUGUUGUGCAGCACUCUUUAAUAGCAGACCUGUGCAUGGAAGAUAGUGGCACAGACAGAGAAUAUAAUGCUAAAAUAAGUGGUGUAUGUUUUCCUUGAAUUGUACACAAGAAGAAAAUUGAAUGUAAAUGUUUGUAAGAGCAAGGUGAUGGUUUAUGAGCAGGUGAUGAGGUGGAUGACUCUGAGCCCUCAUAGAGUAAAGAUGAGCCAUCAAGAUAGGAUGGAUAGAGUAGGAUGGGUGUACAUGAUGGUUCUGGCAUGGCUGAAGCAGCAUAUUAUGGAGCAGUUGAAUGGGCAAAGCAUGCACGUUUGGGUAGUUUGGAUACAUUAUCAGUGUUUUUUUUUUUUUUUUUUUUUUUUUUUUGAGGAAUGUUCCUGAGUGAAAUUGAAGGGCAAAAUCUGAGAAUGAGGCUGUGUAAGCUGUGUGUUGAUGUACACAGCUGUGUACAGCUGUGUGUUGAUUUGUACUGAAUAGAAAUUUAAUGUUGGGCUUCUUGAUGAUGACUGAAAUACUGUAACUACUUGUAUCUUAUGUUAUCACAACAAACUUGAAGCAUAAAAAAUUUACCUUUUUAUUUUCAAGGUGUAGUGCUUAUGUGUUUGUAUUUUUCUGUUCUUUAUUUUAUUUUUUUAUUAUUUUAUUUUUUUAAAUGUUAGACAUCUGUGGUUGUGUGUGUGUGUGUGUGUGUUGAUUUGUUUGUGGGUAGAUGGGUGGGGUGUGUUUGUUUGUGCAUAAUAGGUUUUCUGAGAUGAGUUGCUAUUUCCAUUUGUUCAUACAAUAUAAAUAUAUAUAUAUAUAUAUAUAUAUAUAUAUAUAUAUAUAUAUAUAUAUAUAUAUAUAUAUAUAUAUAUAUAUAUAUAUAUAUAUAUAUAUAAACACACACACACACACACACACACCUAUAUACAUAAAAACAAUUUUUUACACUAAUCUAAAAUCCAUUUAGUGUUAUGUGUGUACUGAGGAGCUUUGCCAUGUUACUCCUCCCCACUCACCUGGCUCCCACCAGCCUCUCCUUCAGGCAGGAUGUGCUUGGUGUGCUGUACAGCUUGGGUUUGUGGUAUAUCACAUGGCUAUCCACUCAUUAUAUAACCACCAUUAGCUGUUCACCUCGUGUGAUGUUUCAUUGCCAAUAGUCACUUACCAGCUUCACAGCAGUCGCAUUCAGGCAUUCAUUCUGUCAUGUAAGUCACUGCAGUGGUGGCUGUGAGGCAGGGGACACAGGGCUCUUUUCUAAGGCUGAGUGAUGUACUGCAAUUACAAGGAAAGAACUGGUGCAGCUUCCUCACAGCUGAAUUCUUGUCAUCUGUUUGAAGUGCCUAAGGCCCUGAGGCAGUGCCAAAAGUAGUGCUCUGCAGUGGUGGGCUGCAUUGUAGCAUAAGGCAAGUUUAUCUUGCUUGGCUCUCCACAGCGUAGGUAUGGAGGAUAUUUGCAGGGAUUAAUAUGAGUUAUUGUUGUUAAGCAAACUGCUGGUUCUGUAGUUCUCUUAGUUAAAGUUGCAGCUAUUAUUUCUUACCUGAACAAAACCAUUGUUUUAAUGUCAUACCAGCACAUGCACAGGGAUAUGAAUAGUUUUAGCUGAUUACAGAAUUUCCUUAUUUUUACAGAAGUGGAGGUGGUCUAGAUACUAAUCUUAUAUACAAAGUACUGUCUGCCAAUGCUCAUUCAAACAGGAUUAAUGACUUAACAAGAUUAACUUUUGAUGAGCUUGAAGCACACUACAGUCUGACCAUUUUAUCCUGAGGAUUUGGGUAGUGAUAACAACAUUAUUUUUUGCAAACACCAGUGUUUCUGCUGGGCAUUGUUAUGUCUUAAUGAGUGACUCAAUCAGGUCACACUGUCAAUGACCAUGUCAACCAUUGGUCACUUCUUGUGCUGUGCCCAAAGAGAAAAAGGAGAGAGAGAACAGACAGACAGACAGCCAGGCUGACAGGCAGACAGUCAGUAUUUUCUCUAGUUCUGAUAAUUCACAGACAAGUAUAGAUCUCUUCAAAAGAAAUAAAUUUGCAUGAAAUGUAGGUUCUUUAUGCAAAGAGAGAGAGAGAGAGAGAGAGAGAGAGAGAGAGAGAGAGAGAGAGGUGGUGUUGUGUGGGGAAUGAGGUUAUCAUUGAAACUUUGGCUCUAAUCUGAUAGUUUGCCUGGUACAAAGUUUGGCAGUGCCGCAGGCUGAGAAAUCCAUGGAAAAGACAAUUCCUAAAUGCCCAGGAUAAAAUGGUCAGACACUAGUAUGGUAAAAUUAGGUCUUAUUUAUGAAGAGAACUAUAACACUUGUGUGAAAAUUUAUAAAAUUUAUUAAAUGAGAAUUUCUGAUGUUCUGAAUACAGCUCUUUGGAGUAAAGUUAUAUGGCUUGUAGGUAUAUUUAUGGCUAUGAAUGGUAGAUUAAUAUACUGUAUGUCAAAUAAUUUAAUGUCUGAACAGGAUCAGUCUUGUCAAUAGUUAGCAACUCUCCUUUCACUGUCAGACAAAAAAAAAAAAGUCCCCUUUGUUUCCAUCAUGUCAUGUUUCCUGGAGAGUCACUGUUGGUGUAGUGGUGGCUGCAUUCCAUCAGGUCAGAAGAUAGUGAGGAUCACAGCUUAUGUGUUCAUUAUUAUUAUAACUUUAUUAUUUUCAUGUAUUAAAAACUUGUUUAUUAUGUGACAUAGUGAGGAUCAAAGCUUAUAUGUUCCUUAUUAUUAUAACUGUUAUUUUCAUGCACUGAAAACUUGUUUCUUAUGUGCUUGUAAUUUUCUAUUUUAUGCUCCAAUUUAACAGGUAAAAGAAUAAGCAAUAUCAAGUAUAUUACUUCAGAGACUGAUAGUUCAGAAUAUUGAAUGUUCUCAAUAAACUCUUUUACUUGUGAAUGAUGAAUCUUGAUCUGUUAUUCUGUAAUAAUAUGUACUAUUUUUGUAUUUCAUUGUAAUAUCUUAAGAUGAAUAAUUUUAAGUUGCUAUGUAUACUGAUCUCAAAAUUACUGUUAGCUGCACUUGGAAAGCCAUGAGUGAGGGUGAGGCACUCUCUGCUUGAAAUGUGUGUGGACAGUGCCAGGUUGCACCUGUGGCCCACUUGCUCCUCACAUUGUGGACAGCAGACAUACAUUCAUUGCUUCAAUCUAAAAAAGAUACUUUGCCAUAUGAUGCAAGAAAUAUUUUACUACAUAACUGAAAUUUUGUGUGAGGAAUGCAUCAUACAUAUAACUACCCAAGGGCUUGAUGAGCACUUUUGUGGGGACCUGUAGCAGCCAGCUUCUCUCUGCCUGUGUACUCAGAAGCAUGGGAAACUUAUUCCUGUUGUAUUUCGACAUGACCACUAAAAACAUUAGAUAUCAUAAGGUCUGUUUUUUCUGUGGUGUCUUUCUGUCAUAAAGUCUGCACAAUUUUAAACUUCAAAAUUACCGCCAAUAGGAAGCCGAAGAGGAUGAAGGAAUCUUGUUAUAAUUGAGAUCCCCAGUGCAGUGUUUUGGCUUCAAGGAACCACUCCCUUCCCUUGGAUGAGUCACACCUGGAGAGGAAGUUUGACUUUGUGAGGCUGUUUAUGUGGCAACUGAAUGAUCAGAAAAUAUACAUAUUGCAAAAUAUAUUUGCUAGUGCCUUUCAGAAUUUUAUGCAUAGUAUGUGAGAAAUAACAGCUUUUUACUUCUUAAUUAAAACUCAUUUUACAUGUAUAUUAAUGAUAAUGGAGCACUAAAUGUCCAGUAUAUAAGCUUAGAUCCUGUCUAUAAGUUAGAAUGAAGAGAGUUCAGUUUACCAGUGUAGACUGAGGACAUCAAAACAGUUUGUCCUCAAGCAGAGAAAGUGUCUGCAUAACAUUUUAUUUCUCACCUGUAGAUAAGAAGCAGGAGUAGUCACAUAGAGGCAGGUGGUGGUGGAACUUUGUACAGGAGAAUAAAUAAACCGUAUAUUCAUCUA